Messenger RNA from Lodderomyces beijingensis, 1527 nucleotides. The record is from the annotation of a GenBank genome assembly. NCBI's taxonomy places the organism in Eukaryota, Fungi, Ascomycota, Pichiomycetes, Serinales, Debaryomycetaceae.
AUGACAAUAACAACUGAAGUAUUUGGGGAGAUUUUGGCAAAGUACUUUGACCGCAACUUGCCUGCCAGAAUAGGCAUUGGACUCUCGGGCGGACCCGAUUCGAUGCUUGUGACCUAUCUACUCAAGGAAUUCAAUCAACAGCGAUCGCCAAGAAACAGAAUAGAAGUGCAUGCUAUAACCAUAGAUCACAAUUACAGGCGCGGCUCGACUGAGGAGGCUAGAAGCCUAACUGCUCAGCUUGAAAAAUGGGGUGUGAACCAUGUUGUGAAGACGCUAGACUAUGGCAAUGUCGAUCCAAGAACCAUUUCAAAUUUUGAAGAAGUGGCCCGGUUCAAGCGGUACGAGGCAAUAAACGCAAUCUGUAACGAGAAGGCCAUCCCGUAUGUGUUUUUGGGACACCACAAUGACGAUCAAGUGGAAACCUUCAUUCAGAGACUACAGGGCAACUCGUCGAUUUACGGGCUAGCAUGCACAAGAGCCAUCUCGCCGUUGCCCACCAGCAAGGACUUGUCGCCAUGCGAGCUGGAACGGCUGAAGCCGGUCCAUUUGGCUCGUCCUUUGCUAAGUUUUGACAAAAGUGCCAUUGUGGAGGCGUGCGAGAAAUAUGGCGUUUCUUUCGUUACUGACAUCACGAACAAGGACCCCAAUCUCACCAGACGCAAUUAUUUGAGACACUUGUUUAACGAAAUACUACCUGAAAUGCAUCUGGUGAACGUGGAAUCAGGAGUCUCCGGAAAAGGCUUCCGCUUUGCAUCAGUUUUAAAGAAUGAAUUGUCAAACUCGCAAGGUCAAUGCCUUGAUCUAGUAGAAUCGUUCGAAAGCAAAGCUGAUACCUUGCAUCGACAAUUGCUUGCGGAAAACAAAAUUUGGGAGGAAAAACAGUUUGGGCGUUUGUCCUUGGAAUUACCGGCAAAGUGUUUUCUAGAGCCUCAUAACCUUGUCACGAGCAGAUUCUUCUAUCAGAUGCUCUACCCCUACUGCACUUUGAAGCACUACCAUUGGGCCUAUGCCAAGCUCGAGCGAAAUGUGAUGCCGCAAAUUGAGCAAUUUUUGAGCCAAAAGAAUAACCCUUUGGAUAGUUGCUCGAUAAACAUGAUGAACUUGAUGUUUCGAAUCAGCAAGAUCGAAAAUGGUUCUCUGCUCCGCAUUGAAAUCUCGCGGGCGCCGUUGACUAGAGACGAGGCCAAAUUCGAAACAAGGGUAACGCUUCAAGAUACCUGGAGCAAAUGGGUAUUGUUUGACCAAAGGUUUUGGCUCUCCCUCAGAUCAAAUGCAAGGCCUAUGAAAGUCGUUCAAAUCGUGCCGUACAACCACAAGCUGCAAAGCCAAGUCAUCGACGCUGACUUGAAGAGAUACACUCCUGUACAAAUAAACCAGAGCUUAAACACGCUACCGGUAGUGGUUAUUGACGGGGUGGUUCUGGCUUUCCCAACGUUGGAUCUCGCGUGCCCUGGCGUUGAUAUCCGGUGGCAGAUGAAAGAAAAUCGGUUCAGCUACUGCAACCCCAAACGCUUCGAUUCGGUGUGA